AUGAUUGCAGUGCUUUGUAAUUUACAGAUAAGUCAACAGAAGCAAAAUAUGUAUACAACUGGCAUAUGCCAAGGUCAAUGUAUGAGUGAAAGUUGUGUCUAAGCCUAAAUUUGGUUUUGAAUGAUAACUGCAAUCCAGAUGUGGGAUAGCUAUGGAAGAUGGCUACUAAUGACCCAGGAGCGAAUAGCUCUAUCAGUUCCAGCUCUGGUUUCAUGGCAAGUUUUGUUAAGUUUGUGCAAGGCAAGGCAAGUGGUGGCAAUGCACCUGGUGCUGUUGUCAGUGAUGCCUCUGUUGAUCAACAUGGUGGAGACAUUAAACCCAUUCAAGUGAACUUCUCAGAGAAGGCUUCAUUGUCAGUAGACAAAGAGUUGAGUGGCUACCUCAUGGAGUCACAGUCAUCAGAGAGCCUGAAGAUUGAAAUUAAUGAAAACUAUGGUGAUUCAAAAAUAGGAGUGAAAAGUGAUGAGAAUCCUACAAAGAAACAUUGUGAACAGAAUGAUAUCAAGGUGUCACCUGAAGAGGGAUUUAAAUCCUCCUCUGCUGAUUUUAGCAAUUCCUCUUCACAUGAAUUCUCCUCACCACUAGUUCCCUCAGGAACUCCUAAGCGAGGAGGGAAGAGAGGGCGAAAGCGCAAAGGAGAAGCACCUCAUCCACCUGUUCCUGCCAGGGUUCUGCCAAGGAGAGAGUCAUCCAGCAGACGAGCCAAGGAGAAAGUAACUGCUCUCAAAUAUGUGCCUGAUUCAGAAGUCAAUGAUCCUGAUGAUCCAAAGGAUCCUUCACUAGAUGUUGAUGACUUUGAAGAUUCAGACUCUGAUCCUGCAUGGACUCCUUCUGAAAGGGCCCAAGCAAAGGGCAAGGGCUACAGUGAGUCAGAUGAGGAAGGGACUCCAAGGCGCAGGGGACGGCCUCCUAAGAAUCGUGCUGGACAUCACAAAAAGGUCAAGAGGCCCUUGGGUUCUCACAGGGGAAGUGAUGCCUCUGUCAUGCCCAAUUCCAUUGAAACCCCCACUGUGCCAGCUCCAAUUACACCUGUAUAUCAUGAAGUGGAUGCCCCGGGUAGCAUGUUUCGGAAUGGGAACUUUGUUGUCCUGAAGGCUGACCUUGAGAAGCUAGAAGAUCUCUAUCCCAUCUGGAGAAUAGAUGGUAAGAAUCUAUUACAGAAAUUUGCACCAGUGAAGAGACCUGAUGGCAGCAUUUUCCACAAAAAGGAUUCCAGUUACUCAUGCUGGACCAACAGCACAAGGCACCAGUAUGAACCAGUGGAUGUUCGAAUCCUGACCAACUUUAAAAAUGAAGCAACUGUGGAAAUAAUCCUCCCUCACUUCCUCAAGGACAGAGAAGUGGCCAUGAAGGAGACUGACAAGUAUUUGGAAAACUUUGAAGUCUACAUUCAGUCUCUCAUCUCACAGGCCCUGGAUGGCACAUUCUUUUCAGAGAUCUACAAAGAUAGAGAUGAAUACUUUGUGUCCAAUAUAGAGAUGAUAGAUGAUGUUUGCAUGGAACGGCAAAAAGGCCUAUUGUCAUUGGGGAAGUGGUCUCCAGCCUUCUGCAAGGCUAUCAAUGCCUGGCCCCGCAUCAAUGUGGUAAACCAGGCACCAGAACAAGGGUCCACUUGUGAAGCUUGUGGACGCUCUUCUGUCACUAGCCUAGUCCAGAUGUAUGGCCAGAUGUAUGACCCCAAGUCCCUCCACAAUAUCUGUCCUGACCCUGAGAUGGAAAACCUCAAAUCAUUCAAGAUAUGUGAGAUGUGUACAAGGCUGGUGACACUCUAUGGGCGCAUCGUCCACUUGAAGUAUGACCUGUACAGCCGGUGUGCAACUCGUGUCACAGGACAUCGUCAGGCCAAGCCCAAUCAUGAGACCACAGAGAUUCUUAACCAAUUGCUUGGUGAUGAUGCCUGGAUCUCCUUGCUGUUCAAGGAAGCUCAGAAGUUAUGGGCUCAAGCCGACUGCCAUCUGAGGUGGCGGGACAAAUCCAAUUCCAAACCUGUGACUAAGCGAUUGGUCUUCAAUGUCCGGCAGCAUCUCGGCCAGCACAUCCUCGCAAUAAUUAGCGGAAUCGAUCUUCACUCCGCGCUGCACCAAGAUGAGACAGGUCUUGCCGACAGUCGAAACCGCAGCAGCUACCAACACACCGUCGCCGACACGACGGGACGUCUCUUCCUCCUCACGUUGCAUAAACCCUGUCGUUUUGCGAAUUAUUUGGCCUUUGAACAGUGA
Molecule: messenger RNA, 2219 nt
Organism: Darwinula stevensoni
Lineage: Eukaryota; Metazoa; Arthropoda; Ostracoda; Podocopida; Darwinulidae
Source: the annotation of a GenBank genome assembly